This is a messenger RNA of Blepharisma stoltei, 1938 nucleotides long. The record is from the annotation of a GenBank genome assembly. Lineage: Eukaryota; Ciliophora; Heterotrichea; Heterotrichida; Blepharismidae.
AUGGAGAUAGAAACGCAAACUCCAUCAACCCGAGAGAUCUCUACCUCAAACAUUUUCAACUUCACCGAAGUUUUAGCUCCAGAUGUUGACAGAGAUCCAACCCCAAACUUGCCCUUGCUUCACAAAAAGAGAAAUUUAAGUUUUUCCAUAAAUCAGAAAAAUACAAGUUUUUAUUCCUACACAAAAGAACCAAAAGAUCUGCCUCCUCGGACAAGGUCAAGCUCUUGAAAAAGCUUUUUGUCUCGUAAAAUUUACAUAGGGAAUUAUACAUCUCCUCAAAUUCAGCCAAUGACUCAUCUUCAAGAUGCAAUCGAUAACAUAAAGCAAAAAGUUGAAAAGUAAUUUAUAAGCAGCGAAUUUCAACAAAGUAGAGAUAUUUCAACGUUUAUAAAUAACAUAAAAGACCUUGAGAGAUCAAAACAUAUAAGACUUUAUAUGAGUGAGCUUGGAAAGCAGGUCGUUUUGAAAAAGCAGCAAUAUAAUGAAAUACACAGUGAAGUAGUACAAAGGCAAGAAAAGCUGAAAAAACUUGAAGAAAAAUUGCAGCUGCUGGAAGAUGAGGAAAAUGAGACAAAUAAUUUGCUGGAUGUGUACAAUUUUAGAAGAGAAGAGUAUCAUGAUUUUGUACAAGGGUUGAAUAAUGAAGUUUACUAUCAAGAUACAUUAAAAUUCAUGCUGGCCUGUCGCCAAGAAAACGCUAUAGUAAUGGCUCACCCAGUCAAUGUAAACAAUAUCAAACUUAAACAGCUGAAUAGAGAAUGCAAAAACAUGGAAAAAGAAUUAGCAAGAUAUGUAUCGAAAUUUGGCGAAAUAAAUAAGCAAAUCGAAGCUAUUACCCAAGAAACUGAGAAAGAAAAAAUAGAAAUGGAAAAAAAAAUGCAAUCAGAACUCAAAGUUUUUGAGGAUUAUAGCCCCUGAAAUAUUUUAGAUCAUUAUUGGCCAUCAAUUUUAAUUCCAAAAUUAAUUUGUACUUGUCAUCUUUUUUGAAAAGUAAAAACGAAAAUGGCAGAUCUUCGUUUAUGGUUUUAAGGUGCCUAAUCAGACUUAUACUGUUUAAGGCAGGUGCCCUGCACCAUAUUUUUUCUGGUCGAUAUUCUGCUGGGGUAUAGAGAUCUAUUAAGGUGCAUGUGCUAUAUCCAAAAAAUAAAAAAAUGCAUUUCUUUUGAGCAUAAUCGAAAUGUUACUAUAGAAAGGCAACAAAAUAACGCUGUACAGCUGUUGAGAUUUGAAAGGAGAAUAGGAGAACUUAAAGAAGAACAUAUAAUACAAGAUGAAGCUAUGAAAGUUGAAAAGAUUCAAGAAAAUUGUGAAUAUAAAUUUAAAGCAAUUCAAAGGGUAACAAAUAUUGCAACGAUUCAAGAUAUGCUUCCUUAUUACAAAUAUUUGCUAGAAAAAAAAGAAAAUUUGAUAAGCACAGUGGGGCAGCUGCAAAAUCAGAUAGAAGCUCUUCAAGAAGAAAGAGAAGAGCUUAUAAAAGAAGUUGACUUUUGAAAAUUCAGAGAUGAUGCUUAUAUUAACAUUAGUAUAGAAGAAGCCAAUAAAGCUAAUGAAGAAUUAGAAAAAAAAAUUGAGGAAAUUGUUAGAAGUGAAAAUAACUUGCAUAAGCUCCAAGAAUUGGUGAAUUCUUCUAUUAAUGUGCUGAGUAGGGUUGUUUUUCAGCUAUCAGAAGGAGAAAGAUCUGCAAUGGAAGUUAACGAAAAAAACUUGAGCCGAGUUUUAGCGUUUAUUUGUACAAGACUUGAUAAAAUGAUGGAAGUCCUGCAAAAUCAUCAGAAUGUGUUUUAUGUUGAAAGCAUUAACACUGGGAUGGAGUUUGUAUCAGCACCGUCAUUUUUGAGGUUAAAUAACUAUCGUCAAACAAAAAUUUCUUACGACGACCGCUUUGCUUUUACAUAUGAAGAAGAGGAAGCUGAUAAAAAGAAUGCUCAGAAAAGUUAA